This is a messenger RNA of Tetrahymena thermophila SB210, 1356 nucleotides long. Its product is annotated as zinc finger protein. The record is from RefSeq and is a predicted model, not a curated record. The transcript has a single exon. Gene Ontology annotation, biological process: snoRNA splicing. Gene Ontology annotation, molecular function: metal ion binding. NCBI's taxonomy places the organism in Eukaryota, Ciliophora, Oligohymenophorea, Hymenostomatida, Tetrahymenidae. Gene Ontology annotation, cellular component: U2-type spliceosomal complex.
AUGUUUAAAAAAAGAGCACCUAAAAAAGAAUAAAUAGAAAUAGGAUUAGAAAAAAUCGAAAAAGAAGAAUAGGGGAAAGGUUCAGAUGACGAGGAAUUUAAUCUGAAAGUUAUAAAAAAAAUAAAACCUAAUCCUAGAUAAGAAGAUGAUUAAGAGGAUAACAAUAAAAAUAGAGUUUAGGAGUUAGUAAAUGCAGAAAUCGAAGAUUUGAAAUACAAAUCAAACGAAACUAUGUUGGGAAAUAGGAAAGAUUUAGCUACUGUUUAUAAUGAAAUAGAUACUGACUAAGCAGUUGAUGCAAGAGCAAUAGCCCUAAAAAGAUAAGAAAUUAGUUAAUAAAUCAGAGAAGGAAAACUGAGUUCUGAUGUAUACCGUGGGAAAAAUUAUUCUACUCAAUAUACAUAAAAGUCAGAAGAAGAAAUACGUAAAUCUAAGAUUACUGGAAGCAUGGGACCUGUGAGAGCACCAGCAAAUGUUAGAAUGACUUGUCGUUUUGAUUAUGAUCCUUCUCUUUGCAAAGAUUAUCAUGAUACUGGUUAUUGUGUCUUUGGUGAUAGUUGUUUAUAUUUGCAUGAUAGAGGUGAUUACAAAAAUGGAUUUGAAUAAGAAUAAGAAUGGGCAAAAGACUAAAAAAGAAAAUAAUAGGCAUUAUUAAAUGGAGAAGAAGAAGAUUCUGAAGCAGAUGAAGUUGAAUAGAGACUCAGUGAAGUUUAAGUUCCAAAAAAGUGUUAAAUUUGUGAUAGCAAAUUAAAAAAUCCUAUAAAAACUUUAUGCAAUCAUUUUUUUUGCGAAAGUUGUGCUCUAUAAAAUUAUGCAACAAGUAAAACUUGUUAUGUUUGUGAUAGAAAUACUUAAGGAGUAUUUCAAGAUGCUACUUAUGAUAUAUAAAAGUUAAUUAAAGAAAGAGAAGAAGAAAAGUUACGUUUGAAGUAAGAAGUUACAAGCAGAAAAGCUUUAGCUAUGUUAGAUGAUACUGAAGAUUCAGAUGAUAGCAAUGGGGAAGCAAAUAUUCAGCCUAAAAAAAGGAAUUUCAAACAAAAAAAUAAAAAAUAAGCAAAAGAGGUAGAAGUAGAAAGAACUUAUGUUGACGAAAACGGUAUAGAAAUUACAGAAACAGUAAUUCAAAGAGUUGACGAUAAUUCAGAUUAAGGUGAUGAAAGUGAUAACUAAAAUGAUGAUGAUGAAGAAAAUAAGGAUAAUAGCGAAGAAGAUAGUCAAUAAUAAGAAAUUUUUAAUAACAUAAAUAAAAAGAAGGAUGAAGUUGAUGUGGAGACUUAGCUUGCAUUAAAUCAAAUUAAUAAAAUGAAAAAGAAAAAAAUAUUCAAACCAAGUGCUUCAGAUUGGAUUAUGUAAUGA